AAUUAAUCUAAUUUAAGAAAAGAAAAAUAAUAAUCUAAGCUGCAUUGUACUUGAAAAUAGAUUACUGAGUUGCAGUAUGGGAGCAUUUGCUACACAUCCAAAACAUAAAUUGAAUUAAUGCAUUCCCAAUUCAAAGACGUGGAACACAGCUUAAGUGUGACAGUGUUUAAUAAUACCUACUAGUUCUACCCUGAACUGUACCCAGACCAAUAGAUACACUUGAUGGCUGAUCCAAUUACACAUGCACACACUAAGACACACACACAUAACUAUGUAAAUAAUCAUCUGACCCAGACUAAAUUUAACAAAGGUAAGAAUAGUUUUACAGCAGAUGGACAUCACUGCAAUGUCUUAGGGAAAUUUGAAGUAACUGAUCAAGUUAAAGACAGAAAACACAAUGGAAGAUCCAGUAAGCUGUCUGCAUCUAAUCAGCACUUAGGACUAAAGUCAGAGUCAUCACUAUUUAUUAAUUUACCUUUAUUUAUACAGAGAAAUCCACUCAGACAAAGGUGUCUUUUACAGCUGAGGCCUGUAUUACAACAACAAAAAUGGAAAGAAAUCAUACAUUCUGAAAAGCAAUCAAUUUGUCUGAGUGGACAGUUUAACCCAGUUUUGACUAGGCCACCAAUCCCCAGCACAAUCCAGUCUUGAAGUUAGGACGUUUUUGCAUGACUGCCUUAAAUAAAAACAUUAAACAAUGUCAGUGACUCCCAGCCAACUGAACCAUAUAACAGACGAUGUGUGCAAAAAUGUACACUCGUGAUAAAAUGCAUGGCCAAAUUAUUUGACUGUAUUCAGUGUUUAUUUUUUUUCGAGCAUUUUUUUCGAGCAUCAAUGACAGAAAAGGCUGGAUGCAUUAAAUGCUUCCAAGAGUCUCUGAAAGACUUAAUAAAAAAGCAUUCUCUAAAAUAGUUAAUAAAUCGCCUUGCAGACUAAGAAUAAAAGUAAAUAGCUACUUAGUCAGUGUAUGUUUUCCAUGUACAGUAUAUUACAGUGUGUUGCAGAGGGGCAUACAAAUAUAGUUUUGCUGGAUAUAGCACAGAGUCCUGUGCUUUCACAUGAUAUUUUGACUUCACACAUUCUCCUGAGUAUUUUGUACAAUACAUUCAGUGUGCCACAGAAUACUUUUCCCACUAUAUGCUAAAAGUAUCCCUUCAAUAUAAUACAGUGGGGGAUGGAGGGGUGGAGAAAAUAGGCACAAUCUGAAAUCGCAUACUGCGUACUGCAAGUAUGUACUUUGUGGGUGAUUAUGAAGUAUGUACUAUUUAGUAUAUAGUAAGCUAGUAUGCCAGUAUUGGGACUGAUUGGGACAUAGUACCUCGUCAUAAAAUUGUCUCAACAUUAGAUCAUUUUGCCACGCAUUAACAUGCCAAGUUUGAGUAUUUAGCUAGACACAGUUAAGCAUUGUGGUAAACUGACUAACGUUUCUAAUGAUGUUUACUUCCACCACAAAAAGCAUCUAUAAACUGUACGCCUUUUGCCUAUGGCUUUCUUAAUACCUUACAAGCUAGUAUACUUGUAUAUCACUACUUGGAGUAGUCAUAGUAAUUGAACAAUUGCUAGCGAGACUGAUGACGAACUUCACACUGCCAAAGCUAUUUCAUUUCAUGUCACAACAACGUUAGUUUCAUGACGCAACAACAAUAACUACCAAUACAGGUGACGAUAACUGAUGUUUUCUGACUGACUUUUUCCUCUUACUGCGAAAGGUGUUCUGGUCUAUAUUACCUCAAAAAGCAUGCAUGGAUGCAUACCUCGAAAAUCCACCAGAAAUGGUAGACCAUCCAGGAACUUUUGGCCUACUAUUUUCAGCGUACUACGGUUGGGGACAUACUAAUUUUUUCGCGUACUAAUCUGGCAAGUUAUUUCAGAUUGAGCCAUAUUGUUGUUGGAUUUCUAACACAAUCCCUGUCCAAAGCCAAUAAGCACCUGCUAAUUUACAACAAUAAUACAUUUAAAAUAAGCUUUUUGCCGAACCUCAGAACCAUACAUGUGGCCUUGUUGGCUUGGUGAUUAGCUGGAUUCACUUUAGGCCAACACACAGAAAUCCUUAAUACUGCUUCCUGCGAUUCCAAGUCUAGGUACAAAUCACCAGUGAUCACUUAACUUGAUAUGAGAUCAUGUGGCCAAUUGGUCCAUUACGUGAUUUAGCAUACCUUUCAGGAUGGUGGGUGAUAUACUCAUAUACUCAAGGGUAAUAUUACAAUUUCUUCCUAAUUUAACACUUAAGGCUAGCAAUUCUAAUUCCUUUAUGAAUACAGAUAGACUUAAGAAGUGAGACAGAAAGGUGAAUUUUGUAAAACUGCCCACGCCUCCACCUUUUCAUAACCUAUCCGCUAUAAAAGCAAUAUACCCAUCAACUGCAUUAUCUUCAUUAUUUGUAUUCUUAGAUCACCAAGUAUUAGAUAAAAUAAAUAUGUCUGGAUAAGAUAGACCCCAAAACCUCAAUAAAAGAAGAAUUAUGGCAAAUCCUGCAAAAAGCAUGGACUAUUGACUAUUGAAAAAAAUAAAAUCAAUACACUACAUAUGCAACAUUUUGUUAACACUUUGUUAACAUUGCUACCAAAAGACAAUAAAAAUGUGAGGAAAAGUCAUGCUGCAGUUGAUCGAAUUCUCUAUUGGGUUAACGAUGCAUUCUGAUAUCUUAAGCACAGCCAAUUGCAAUAUUUCUUUAAAUAAAUUAUUAGUUAUUAAUAUAUCAUGAGCACAACUUGUUGCUGAAAUUAUUCAAAACUUGGGAGGACACCUUUGAAAUAGACUGUAGCUUUAUAGCAAAGGCUCUUUCUUUGCCGGCUCAUUCGCUGCACAACAGUGUCUGGCAGAACAAAUGGACAGAUUUAUCAGUUUGUUAAAAACCGACAUGAGUUUGAAAUAAUUCCCUGUUGUCUAGUCAGUUUAAACAUAGCAUUAGUCUAUAGUAUGUGUAUAAAAAUCACAGAUUAAACAAUUAAUUAUGAAUGAGAAGGCAUAUGCUGCUUUAAAGGGAUAUUUUUCUGACUUUGCAACGUGAAGAGAUUCCUUUCAUAGCAAUUAAUUUUUUUUUUCUUUCUACAUCAAAAUAGUUCAUGCAUAUCAUGAAAUAGGCAUCAAAUCAGUUUACUUUAAUUUGUGUCACUAGAAGAUUAAACACAAUAUUUGUCAAGAUAAAAGUCGUUGGCCUCCUUCAGCAAUAAUUAGAUUUUAAUUUAAAUGUUCUUGGACAGCAGGUAGAAAAUGAUAAGUUCCUUUUCCUUGGUUUCCAAGACUAUUUAAGAGGUUUAAAGUUGAGGAAAGCAUUCACAGAACAGAUGGUAAAAUGUAGCCUAACUGUGUCAGUCAAUGAUUUUGCCUCUGCAGGUCUCAAGAUCUUAAUGGAUACAAAGAUAUGUUACCUGGAGGGUGUUCCCUCAGCACUGCAUUUUGUGUUAAUUUAGUAAAGCCCUAUUGUACUAUAGUCACAAAAAAUGCAGCUGUAAAGUGGACUGAAAAUAGGCCUCAAAGUAAUCCAUUAUUUCUCCAACGGUAUGUGUAAUUGAUACAUUUUUUAUAAAAAAAAUGGUUUGGAAGCAGGUAUGUCUUUUUACCAAAGUCAGUUCCAGACAUUCAUCUCAAUAAAGGGGAUUGUUUGUAAACAUUACUAUUCUUUUUUUUUAUAUUUUAGUAAUCUUGAAAUUAAGUGUGUUUGUUUUAUAGAAAUGCAACCAAAAAAAAUCCUCAGUGUAUCACAAAUAUUUCCACAGAUUUAAUUGUUUUACCACCAUGGUAUUAAGCCAUUUAGCCACAUACGCAACUAGAGCACCCUCAUUACAUCAUGAAGUAUUCUUUUUAAACUAUUUUUUAUAGUUAUGUUAUUUCCAGUCUCACCUCAAACAUUUGUCUGGAAUUACUUGUCUACCCUCCGAAACAAUUCACUGUCUAGUGCGACCAUGUCCUACAUAGCUAGAGAUUGCAGUACUACACACUAGGGGCGGAGUUUUACCUCUCAACUCUCAAAACAUCACUAAUCUGCGGAUGACAUUCAGGUGGCAAAGACCGUUAUUGGAUCUAUUUCCCGAACAGAAUUCCGGUUAUUGAACCGAAAUCAUCCAAACAGCAUUUCAGUCUACAAUAAGACAGGGAACAAGAGGUAUUCAGCACGACGGUGAAAAUGCGCGUUGUCACAUAUGUUCUCUAGCGUAUGUAUUUUUUUUUAGCUAUGCAGGCCGUACUGUACUGGACCACAACGAUUCCCUCCACCCGCACAGCCCAACGGUAUCCACGAGCGCGUCUUGGUAGUCUAUUGCAGUCAUUUUUGCGUAUAGGUUUGUUAGGGGUAUUAACUUAUGGGAAUCCGACUAAUGUACACAACUAAUGCUGCUUUGGCAGGUCAAUUCCAGCGGACAAACGUUAUCGACGAUAUACGACUCCUAUUGUCAUUGAAUAUCCAAUAGUGCUAUUUGAAAGCUUUCCUAUGGAUAAACCUGAGAAGAACUUCAAUGGAUCUCUUAGGAAGAUUCAGGCAAGGAUGUAAUGGAUUGGUCCCAAGGCCAAACAACAGCACCAACUCCCUCUUCCCAGUAUGUCCAGCUGUGGAAAACCUCCCCAACUCUCUGGAGAAGGGGCAGUAUCUAAUUUGGCAUGGGCCAAGCUCUUCAAAAAGCCUGGAGGUGGUGGAGGUGGGGGUCUGGCUAAGUCCUAUCAGCCUGGCAGCAUGCUCUCUCUGGCUCUCACCAAAGGCCUACUGAAUGAACCAGGCCAGAAUAGCUGCUUCCUCAACAGUGCUGUACAGGUGCUAUGGCAGUUGGACAUUUUCAGGAGGAGUUUGAGACAGCUUCCUGGUCACUUCUGUCUAGGGGAUGCCUGCAUUUUCUGUGCUUUAAAGAGUAUUUUCAGCCAGUUCCAACAGAGCCGAGAGCGAGCGUUGCCUUCUGACAGCCUACGCCAUGCCCUCGCCGAAACUUUUAAGGAUGAGCAGCGUUUCCAACUGGGCCAUAUGGAUGAUGCUGCGGAGUGCUUUGAAAACAUUUUGGAGAGGAUUCAUCUGCACAUUGUUUCCGACACAACGGAUGCCUGCACAUCGAAGUCCUGCAUAACCCACCAGAAGUUUGCCAUGACACUUUAUGAGCAGUUUGUUUGUCGUAGCUGUGGCGCCUCCUCUGACCCCCUCCCUUUCACAGAAUUAGUGCAUUAUGUGUCUACCACCGCCCUAUGCCAACAGGUGGACCGCAUAUUGGGGAAAAAUGACAGGCUCCGGUCCGACAUGUUUGGGGAAUUGCUGCAGGCAGCAAACACUACCGGCGAUCUACGGAACUGUCCGAGCAAUUGUGGCCAGAGCAUCAAGAUCCGUCGCGUUCUCAUGAACUGCCCAGAGAUUGUCACCAUUGGAUUUGUGUGGGACGCAGAGCAGUCUGACCUCACAGAAGAUGUGGUGAGGUCACUGGGUCCACAGCUCAACCUCUCGGGGUUGUUCAAUCGAGUAACCGAUGGGAACGCCAAACGGAGCGAGUUAAAGCUUGUGGGAAUGAUCUGUUUCUCCAGCAAACACUACUCUGCGUUUGCUUAUCACACCAAGUCCUCGAAAUGGAUCUUUUUUGAUGACGCCACAGUGAAAGAGAUUGGAUCCAAAUGGAAAGAUGUUGCUUCUAAAUGCAUCCGGGGACAUUUCCAGCCACUGCUUCUGUUUUACACUAACAUGGAGGGGACCCCAGUCACCAGCGAAGAUGCGCCCAGACAAACAACCUUGUGUUCCCGGUUCAAGGCCCAGAUCAACGGAGAAGUGCCAGCAGGGAUAAAGAAACUGGAUGCUGUCCGAGAAAAUGCAGGUCCAUUCCGCUCCAACCAGGGGCUAUAUAAGCAAACGCUACCUCUGUCCUCCACCUCAGGCUACAUCAGAGCAAAAGGUCCAUCUGGAAGUCCCAACAAAUUCCGUGAUCCUUCUAAGGAGACUUCCCAGAGGGUUGUUGAAGGACUAAAGAAGGAGGCUGAAAGGGGGCAUCGAAAACCAGACCCACACAAAGAUAUGGCCUAUGCAAGAUCUCCUCCAGAGGGUGGGCUAAAACAGCACAGCGACCAGAGGUUUAGAGGUGGCAGCAGUGCCCGAGCUGACAAGUUUUCAUCCUAUCACCAGAGCAAAGUUUCCCAGGACACACGCUCUCAGUCCGGUGCCCCUGACGGACACAGUUGGAGAAACGAAAUCUCCCCUGGUCGGCAUGAACAGGACAGCAGCCAGGAAGCGUGGGGUAACGGAUCGGGCCGCAACAAAGCCAAGCCGUCAUGGAGGCCAAUCCGUGAAGUUCUGAAUGUGGACAGCGUCUUAAAUGACCUUGAACGCCGGCAACAACAACAGCAGCAGCAUGGACGUGGCUGUAGCCCAUGGCGCGUUAAACCUUCCUGUCAGGGAAGGCUGCAUGGUGGUGAACGGGAUAACCGGGAGCGCGAAAAAGAGCAGGAAAGGGAUAAAGAGUGGGAACGAGAGCGUCUCAGAAUGAGGGAAGAGCGCAAACAGCAGAAAUGCUUGAUGACAAUUUAUGAGGAUGAGCAGCGUCAUGAGACUGAGAGCCAUAGCUCUCUUGAAUCAGAAGGCAGGGCCAGUGGGCAUGGCGACAAGGGAGGUGGAGGGGUUGGGAACACCGGCAGCAGUGUGGGGAGGGCCAAGGCUGGGCCAAAAGCCUUGUUGCGUAGUGAAACCUGGACCAUCCAGAGAACCGAGUCAGGCUACGAGAGCAGCGACCGGCUGAGCAGUGGCUCUACCAACCCUGACUCGCCGGGGGUGGACAGCAUUGCCGGCAAGGAGCAACGUUUGACUUCAGAAGUCUCAUCUCAGAGCAGGGGUCAACUUCACCCAAACAGAUGUGAUUUAAAACCUGAUGUGGAAAGCUCCCCUUUGCAUCAAGGCAAACAUCAAAUAAAAACUCAGGAAAAGAACUACGACCAUCAGGUUUCACAUCUCCUGAAAAAUAGUCCAAGUUCAAGACGAAAGUUUCGAUACAGCCCUGGAAGUUCCAAGAAGGGCGCUUGUCCAGAGAAAGAUUGGGCAUCCGCAGACAACAAGAGCAGUCACAUGAUGGAAUCAACAGAGAUGACCAAUAACAACAGAGGUGGCCAUCAUGGCAAUGGCUCUGCUCUUCGGCGCCUUGGCAAAACAAGCAGCUCGGAGUGGAACAGCUCAGACGACUUAGCCGGAAAUCUCUCAGAACCAGAAGACAGCGCUUACCGCUCCAGCAACAGUGAGCUUCUGCUGUCCGAGUCACCCUUUCCCCCUCACCACUUAGCCUUUCACCAACCUCCCUAUGUUGAGCUGGGAGAUCCUUCCUCUCAACAUCAAUCCACAACACCUCCACUGCCUCAGCCCAAAGCCAUCCAGCAGGCCUCCCAUCACCAAGGAGACAUUGGCCGUCACUGCUUCCGUCCCAGAAUCCUCCAAGAGCCAUCCCAAACCAGCCCUCGCCCCACCAUCCGAGCCACUCUUGUCUCACAAACACCCAGCCCAAACAGGUCUGAACCCAAUGGCCCUCUCCAGAGGCCCUCAUCCGGGGCCAGCUCAAAGUCGGGCUCGGACAUGGAGAGAAGUAACCCUUCGUCAGGAGAAAGCGAAGAAAAGCCCAUCAGCAAGCCUCCUGGAGCGGAGUCGGCUGCAGCCCAAGGGGUUUCCCUCACAACGUAUUUCUGUGUUGACAAUUGCAUGACAGACACAUACAGACUUAAGUACCACCACCAGCGACCCCUCUUACUUUCCGCUACUGUUCCCCGAGCACCAAGGGAGCAACGAGACCACCGCAGCCACCACCUGCACUCCACAGACACACAUUCCAUGCUAGACCCUCCCAAAACCCGCCCUGAUGCAGGCCAUAGCAGCAAUAAGCCCACUGCAAAAUGGAAUCCAGUGACAGCAAAAGGACUAGAUGAGCGUGGCUAUUUGUGACAGUAUUACCUGGUCUUACUGGAAAAAGCUGUUGAACUGGAUGCCGAAGAGUCUGAAGACUGGAAAGGUUUUGCUCAAGAACUUCAACUGAAAUCAGUGUCAAAUGCCAAAACACUGAUAAACUGGGUUAAAGUCAUAGUUGUAAGUAUUUUGAAGUAAGAUACUGUUGAUUUGAUAGUCCACUUUUACAGAGAUAUCUGUUCCGUUGUGUUGACAGAUGAGUGGAAAGUUGAAAAGACAAGGGUUUACACAACAAAUGCAAUGAUUACCUGUUAAAUCACAACUCACUACAGUAUGACAUAGAACUCUGGGAUCAAGAGGUUCAACAAUUGUUUUAUGUAAUGUGCAUCCCUGAUUGUGUGGCUGACAAAAUGUCAGAAUAUAAGCGCCAAAUUCAGCAAUCUCAAAAUUCAAACACUAUGAUUGUGUUUGUAUACUUGUUAAAUUGCUGAAUGGACAACCGUAUUAAUGUUAGCCAACCUGCAUGAGGAUUUAUAAAGAGGUAUCAAAAGUGCUGUGUGAACAGUACAAGCAUGCGCAUGGCAGAGUUUACAUUUGUAUCAAAACAUCAUCCAAAUUCCAAUUUUACUUAAAGGAUAACUUCCCAUUUUUUAAACUUGAACAUGUAACUAUUCUAUAAAUGCUAGACAGAAAAGUUUACAUAAGUGUUAUUUGGCUGUCCUUUUUGGUGAACUCUUCUAAGAACCCUUUUGUGUUCCAUGUUAAACAAUGUUAGAAGGUUUCUGCAUUUAACCAAAAAAGGUUCUACAUGGUACCCAAAAGGAUUCUUAGAGGAGUUCUCCCAAAAGGCCAGCCAAAUUAUCAAUUUCAAUUUCUUAUAUAUAUAUAUAUAUUAAUUUAUACUGACACUGCAGCAGAUACAUAAAAUUAAUUUAAAAAUGCCACUGUUAACAUAAUCAAUUAUACCCACAACAAAAUAAUGGUAAUUAGAAACCUACCACGUGUGGGCAAAUAACCUCAUUGAUUUGAAGGUGAUUGAUAUGGUUUAGCAGUAUUGAACAUGGUGAGGGUGCCACUAUCAUCCCUAAAGAUACAGUAGUAGUGGCUUUUCAAGCAGAUCCAAAAUGGAUCACAGUUUCUAUGGCCUCAACAUGGCCUGAAGACUUCCUUCAGAGCAGAGGUAAAUUGAGUUUUGUCUGAAAAAGUCUGAAAAGGCUAAGAUAUCCUUUCAGUUGCCAUUGUAAAUGUAUUAUAUUUUUGGAUGAGGCUGAAUGAGGCCAGGAGCCAAAGGCAUUGAUUUGAUCCGAUCGCAAUUUAUAACUAUGCAGCAUUAAAGUCAAGUCCAUUUUCAUUAUAUGCUGUUGGCCUCAUUCAAAAUUGGCUUUUAAAGCUGCAAUGCAUAACCCAUGACCAAUGACAAAUCCAAGCCAAGAUGAGGAACACUAUGCAAGCAUGAUUGUGUUAAUAUGUUUUGGUCAAUGACACCAAUAUUCUCACAAUUUCAGGUGCAAUUGAUGUAAUUUUUUGGUCAUUUUUGUCUUU
Messenger RNA from Esox lucius (northern pike), 9382 nucleotides. RefSeq names its product ubiquitin specific peptidase 53b (gene usp53b). Gene Ontology annotation, cellular component: cell-cell junction. Gene Ontology annotation, biological process: protein deubiquitination; response to auditory stimulus; sensory perception of sound. Gene Ontology annotation, molecular function: cysteine-type deubiquitinase activity. Bases 4538 to 7879 code for a protein of 1113 amino acids. NCBI's taxonomy places the organism in Eukaryota, Metazoa, Chordata, Actinopteri, Esociformes, Esocidae. The record is from RefSeq and is a predicted model, not a curated record. The transcript has 19 exons.